AUGACUUCGACUACGACAUCUGAUCGGGAGAUAAUCCCAACCAGUCCAACAGAUAUCUUCAAGAACCUUACCGUCUUCAUUGACCCUUCAGUGCCCACGAUCUUAGCAAUACAGCUCAAAGCGUUUCUCACACACAACCAGGCCAGCAUCGCCUCAGAAUCAACCCCGGAUAUCGAGAAGGUCUUAGCUUCAAUCCAAGCUUAUCCGCCUACAGAUCCCACCGAUCCAGCUGCUCCUUCAAAGCGUCUCAUACCUAACCUCAAGCCUCGCUUCGAUCUCACUCAGACCACUCAUAUUAUCACCAACUCCUUACACUUGCCUGAAUACAUCGCUCUGGGUAGAUGGGAUGACGAAGCUGGCAACAUUCUUUCCUUUUCAUAUCAAGCUCAAUCUUCUCCGGGCAACGUGAACGAGCACGAACAAGACAGCGAGAAGGAAGCUCACGACUCCAGAGUCCAUCGCUCCAUUCAUCUUGUCACAUCGAUAUGGGUCACCCAAUCUUAUGAUCUCGACAAACUACUACCAACCGGUGCAUAUUCGCCCGAUCCUUACAAGUUCCUCUCUGGGAUCGUGAUUGCUUUGGACUCGGGUGCAAGACUACCUCUGGCCGAUGUCGAAUUGAUUCAAGCUUGUGUCCAAGCUUGGGGCGGUCAGUUCAGGAAAGGUUUAACAAAAGAAGUAACCCAUCUGAUUUGCUGCGAUGAAAAUACGAGGGACUACAAGAUCGCCAACAAAUUAAAGGUUGAAUUGGGCCUCAAGAUCGUCCUACCACACUGGUUUCACCACUCAGUCUCCUUCCGCCGUGUUAUUUCAGAGCAGCCUUUUGAGUUCCCUUCUCCCGCUAUCCUCGCACCCCGCUCUCCGUCGCUGUCGGCAGAUUGUCAGCACGGAAUUAACGGCCUGCCGGGUACCAAACUUCCGCCCACAACUAGAAGGCCAAUCGAGGAAGACCCCGAGCUAGAAUCUCUUUCGCACAAGAAAGCCACUGAUAUGGCUUUCGCUGCCCAGAAGAUAUCGCCGAGACCUGUGAGUCAGGGUUUGUCUGAUUACUUGCAAGUCACCAACCCAGAUUCUUUGGAGGACAUUCCGCCGAUUAAGCACUCGUCCAAAAUACCGCAGCAUUCGCUCGAAGACACUCCGGCGUAUCGUGAAUUCCAGAACAAGUCUGUAUAUUUGGUCUCUUCCCUAGGUCUUAGUUUCUCAGCGCGGAAGACUUUGGCUAGAAGGAUUGAAGAGCUUGGAGCAAAGGUGUUUGAUAGUGGUAGUUUGAAACUCACUGAGCUUGAUAAGUCUCGGUCGGACCCAAAGAUCUUGAACGACGCUAUUAAUGCCGAACAGAAGUUGAAGAGCUCCGAUAUCGUGAUUUGUGAAUGCCGAUCUGGAUGGGAGUUUUGGCUAGCCUGGGAAGCUGGCAAGAAGAUCGGAACCCUACACUGGAUCUUAUGCAUCUUGAACAAUCUCGACUCCCCUACUUUCGCAAUCAGACCUCCAACAGAAAGGUUGCUAGACUUCCCCUGCCCCCCAGGGCCCAUCAGUGGAUGUGACCCCGCAAGCAAGCCAAUCACGGUCACCAAUUACGCUGGAAUGGCUCGUUCCCAUCUAAUAAAGCUAAUCGAGAAAAUGCAUCUGACCUUUAGUGGCACCCUCGCCAGCAACACGUUCAUGGUCGUGGCUGCCAACAAGGCAGGCUCGAAAGUGGAUUAUGCUAACAAGACUGGAAUUCAGAUUGUGAACCACCACUACAUCGAAGAUUGCUUCCAAAAUUGGGCAAAGCAAAGUAUCCAGCCACAUCAUCUCACCUUUCCUGAUGGUGUGAACAUAUGUGAAUUGGUCGGGCAAACAACCCGAACGCCUGAUGGAAUCUACAAGUGGACCAAACGUACCGAAGUUAAGGAGCAGAAGAAACGGGAUAUGUCACUCCUGCCCUCAAGAAUUAACAAAACACCUCUGGCAGAUAUCUCUUCAAUGACACCACCCCAAAAAGAUGUGAACCCUCAGCCUUCAGCGUCAAAAGUAAUAUCAGAAAGCGAUAAUCUUCUGGACAAUUCAGAAUCUGGCGCAGAAGUUCCUGCAGUUAAACGCGUCAAGCGAAAACCGCGAUUGAUAUCAGACUCUACUGAACUUUCGAGUCUUACUGCUUCAGACAUCUUAAAGGUAGCAGGAAUUGAGACACUGGAGACUCCUAGAAAACCCUCAAGCCAAGAAUCGCUGACACCGAGAGAAGUAGAGGGCCAUGCACCUGCCUUGAUCACACCAGAGCCCAGUCGAUCAUCGCCCCGAAAGCGCUCCUCCGACCUGGCUGAAUUAGACCCCAAUCCAUCGAAGAAAACCAAGAAGGAAACGAGUACCGACACCGAGGCCAAAAAGCUUGAUACCACUGCUCAGCAAUCCGUAACCUCCUCGACUGAUCAACUUGCAAGCGUGGGGAAUGAUCAACUUGCAAGCGUGGGUGGGCAAGAAAGCAGUAAAACUUCGACACCACUCCAGUCCAAAUUUACCAAAUCAGUCAAGCAGUCAGUUUCGACGAAGAAGGCUACAGUGGGGGCCAGUGCCAAGGCCCCACUCUCACUCACACGUUCAUCAACUCGGAAAGCAGCCCAACUGGCUGUACAGAACGUCAAAAGCGCGGCUGAAGAUAUGAAUCUGCACGAAAAGGAGAAAAAAAAGAAGCGGAUCUCAGGUGGGCCGUCUGUUGGGAUGGACGAUGGUGGAUUCUUCGGACAGCCGCCCAAGAAAGCUAAGCAGUCAGCCAGUAGAAAGCGAUCUCACGAUAGCCAUCGAAGAUUAUCUGGAAGCGAGAGCGAUGGUGAUCAGAGCGAGAUUGUGAUCAAAAAAGAUGAUAAAAAACAGUCGAAUUUGAAGCGAGGCCGUCGAUCUGACGAGAGUGAAAAGACUGUGAAAGAGGACAAACGAGAGGAUGAGCGGGGUGAGGAGAGUUCCAGUGACAACGGAGAGCUGCCGAGUUCGAUCCGGCCCCAAGCUUUAUCCAAAAGGAAAGGAAAACGAGCGAGUGGAGGCAGCAAGACGGCACGUGAUGAGGAAGCAAAAAAUAGUGAUCUGGAGUCCCUGACGGAUCUGGAAUCCCUGAAGAUCAAGAGCGCCAAAAAACCUAAGAAGAAGAUCAAGGCCGAGGACCCGGAGCUGGAUAAUCUGUCCAAGUCGAAGCCAGUCGACCAUCUCCCGCGGAAAACUAAAUCGACAUCGGGGUCGAAAGCCCAUCCCGUUCUCGCUGGCCCAUCGAGCUCCAAAAAGAUCUGUAUCACUGAGAGUGGUGCCAGGAUCGAGUCUAAGAUUUCCAACAAACUGGUCAAGAUGGGCGCCAAGUUCAUCGACUCUACUCCCUCACUCGACGACGGCUGCACGCAUCUGUUGACGAACAAAAUCGCUCGGACUGAGAAGUUCCUUAGCUGUAUCGUCCUGGGUUGCUCUAUCGUCAACCACAAAUGGGCCGAGGAAUGCGUCAAAAGGAACCAGUUCGUGGAUGAGGAAGAAUAUGAACUGAAAGACUUAGAAGGAGAAAAAUUACACCAGUUCGAAUUGAAGAGGUCCUUAAAGAUCGCGAGAGCUCGCAAGAUCUUGACCGGCUUUCAGAUCUUUUUGACGCCCUUCGUCGCUAACCAACACUCUAAAUUGUUGAAAAAGUUAAUAAUACUUGCCGGUGGACAAGUUUUAACGAAGAUCCCGGCACUCGAAGACCUCCAAAAGACGGCGACCGCGAUCAAGGACAAAGAAAGCCUAGAAAAUGAUGGCGAUGAUGACGAUGGGGAGGACGUAGGAGAAAAGAAAUCGCUGAUAAUCUCGUCCAAAGAAGAUUCGAAAUAUGUAAAAACCCAUCUGCUUAAGAAGUUCCCGACCAAAUUCUGGAUGAGUGAGGGUGCUCAUCAAGAUCCGCCUGACGAUGAUGAUGACCUUCGCGAGCAAUCUCCUUUGAUCAAGAUCUUUGACUCGAAUCUCAUCUUACAAGGACUGUUGGUCCAAAAAAUCACAUUCGAGGAAAAAUUCGUGCUUGAUUGUUCUGGAUUUUUGUAG
Messenger RNA from Puccinia triticina, 4029 nucleotides. RefSeq lists its product as uncharacterized. The transcript is spliced from 8 exons. Bases 1 to 4029 code for a protein of 1342 amino acids. The record is from RefSeq and is a predicted model, not a curated record. NCBI's taxonomy places the organism in Eukaryota, Fungi, Basidiomycota, Pucciniomycetes, Pucciniales, Pucciniaceae.